CUCUUCAACAAACCCUCACACAAUCAUACCAUUUACUUUUUAUUGUUUUCCUCUGAAACUUGUUUCAUCACAAUCACCUUUUUGUUUCUCUUUCACAAUGGCUAAAAAUGUUGCUCAAUCUGCUACCUUGGCUUCCCUUGACCAACAGCUGGCCAUGGCCAAGCGCUGCUCUCAUGAGGGCGUGCUGGCCGGAGCUAAGGCAGCCGUUGUUGCUACCAUUGCCACUGCAAUUCCAACUUUAGCUAGUGUAAGGAUGCUGCCAUGGGCAAGAGCCAAUCUCAAUCACACCGCACAAGCUCUCAUAAUCUCCACAGCGGCUGGAGCUGCUUAUUUUAUAGUUGCGGACAAGACUGUUUUGGCUACGGCACGGAAGAACUCCUUCAAGCAUGCACCUAACAUGGAGACAAGAAUCUGAGUUUGGUUUAAAUUUAGACUCGGCAUCUGAUGUAAACCAUCAUUAUUACCAUUCAGUACGCUAUAAAAAAGGGUUGGAAUUAGGAAGAAGGGGUGGGGUGAGUUGAAUUAGUAUUCUCUAAGAAGCUGGUAUUUGCUCCAGUUGCUAUGUAAUCCAUCGGAUUUGUAAUAUAUAAAUAAAGAUGGUUUUCCUUUA
This is a messenger RNA of Hibiscus syriacus, 610 nucleotides long. RefSeq names its product early nodulin-93-like. The transcript has 4 exons. The record is from RefSeq and is a predicted model, not a curated record. The coding region runs from base 98 to 415 and encodes 105 amino acids. Lineage: Eukaryota; Viridiplantae; Streptophyta; Magnoliopsida; Malvales; Malvaceae.